Ctenopharyngodon idella (grass carp) is the source of this 1569-nucleotide messenger RNA. RefSeq names its product stimulator of interferon response cGAMP interactor 1 (gene sting1). Gene Ontology annotation, biological process: positive regulation of macroautophagy; reticulophagy; defense response to virus. NCBI's taxonomy places the organism in Eukaryota, Metazoa, Chordata, Actinopteri, Cypriniformes, Xenocyprididae. Bases 247 to 1455 code for a protein of 402 amino acids. Gene Ontology annotation, cellular component: autophagosome; endoplasmic reticulum membrane. Gene Ontology annotation, molecular function: cyclic-di-GMP binding; 2',3'-cyclic GMP-AMP binding. The record is from RefSeq and is a predicted model, not a curated record. The transcript has 7 exons.
GCAGUUCCCGAUUAAGCAUAAAUUACCUACAAUGGCGACAUUUUUCGUAAUUGCACCAAAAUCAAAAUUACUGCCCUAAACUCUCUAGCAGAAAGACAGCACGAUAUAAACAAACCAGACUUGAACUGAACACGGCGUGAUGGCGUCUCGAUUGCAAACAACCUAUUGAAGUCCACUAUAAGGAGAAUAAUCCUGGAAUGUUUUCAUCAAAAACCUUAAUUUCUUUUCGACUGAAGAAAGAAGGACAUGGACAUCUUGGGUGACAUGGGGAUGUGUGGUGUGAUCGGAGAGGACGGUCUCGUCCCCAGAGCGCGCAGCAGGCUGCCAGUGGUGUGUGCUGCUGGACUCGGCCUUCUUAUGCUGGUGUUUGCGUGGCUGCUGGACUCUGACAGCUUCAGGGAGAGAGCAGGAAUGUUCCUUUUUUGCCUCACAGUGGAAAGGUUUAUUCACAGUAUGUGUUUGUUUGCAGAGGAGUGGCUCGUUCAUUCAAGGCAAAGGUAUCAUGGCAGAAUAAAUGAGAUCUUUCAGGCUUGCUUUCAAGGACAUGUCAUUCUGGGAAUGUGUGCAAUAUUCCUGAUGCUAAUGUUUGGUGGCGUUUCCUUUUCUCAUGAGCAGUGGAGCACCAUGACCAUCACAUGUGCCGUUUACCUGUUGCUCAACAGCCUGGGGGUGCUGGGCCCUGCUCCGGUGGAGAUCUCAGAAAUCUGCGAAGUGAAGAAGAUGAAUGUUGCUCAUGGUUUGGCCUGGUCUUUCUAUAUCGGCUACCUCAAAUUUGUCCUUCCAGAUUUACAGAACAAGAUCAACCAAUAUUCCUCCACAAGGGUGAAACUGAGCUCUCCACGUCUACAUAUCCUUCUGCCCCUCAACGCUGUGGUCCCAAACAAACCUGAAGAGGAGGACACUAAUGUGGUCUUCCACGAAAACCUUCCAGAACUGGAGUUGGACAUAGCAGGGGUACGGAAUCGUAGCUUCAAGAACUGCGUCUACAAGAUCAACCAGGACAAUAAGACUUUUAGCUGUGUUCUGGAAUAUGCCACACCUCUGCGGACGCUGUAUCAGAUGUCCCAGGAGAGCAGCGCAGGGUUUGGAGAAAGAGAACGAAAACAACAGGUCUUGCUGUUCUACAGAACCCUGAGCCAAAUUCUGGAAAAUUCUCUAGAGUGCCGGAACCGUUACAGGCUCAUCCUGCUCAACGAUGAGCACACAGGUGACCGUCAUUACCUCUCCAGAGUGAUCAUCCAGCACCUGAAACAGCAGGACGGAGAGAUUCACAUGGAUCCCAUCCGAGAGCCACCAAAUGAAAUCCAUCCAGUUCCAGAAGAGGGUCAGAUUAAGAAUUUCAGGGGUGCGCUGUAUGCCACUUUCCCAGAAGACCAAAUGAGCAGUGAACCCACCCUCAUGUUCAGCCCACCCCAGUCAUUAAGAUCUGAACCAGUGGAGACUACUGAUUAUUAGCAGUAGCUAUUAACAGGAGAUGUGUGCUCUGCAUGAUUUCUUGGUUUUUCAGUCAUUAUUUUAUAGACUUUGAUGUAAUAAUAAAGAAUCCAUUAAACCAGCUGUUAUUCAUAA